UUUGUUCUGUGUAUGUACUAUUAUACUCUUUGAUGAACUCUAAAAUUAAUAUUGUACUUGAAUCUAGAUAUUAUAUUUAGAUAGGUACCUACUGUAAAGUGUAAACAAAAAGACUAAAGUACAAAAAUAAACGGUAAAUAUAAAUAAACAUUGAAGGCGACAAAAGAUAUUUUAACCAAAGUGAACUGAAAGAAAUUAGCAAUAAUUUUUAUCAUAUGAGAUUUAUAAUCUUUAAUAUAAUAAUAAUAUUUAUAAUCUGAGAAAUGGCAAAAUCAAGUGGCCUUAGAUUAAUUGCGACCAAAUUAGGACUUGGAGAAGAAGAGAAGGUGCUUAGGAAAGCAGAGGAAUUUGAGCGACUUUUAGAAGCCAGAUCAACAGCUGGGAAUAAUUUAAAUGAUACCAGCAAAGUAGUUAUCUGCCUCGACUUAGCUGCUUCUACCUUUAGCACUGAUUUGGAUCAAAAAACAGCUAUCAAGUAUUCAGGUUUGAAAGGACGAAGUUACAGUAGCAGCCGUAAAGUCAUAGAAAAUUUGCUUGGCCUUAAUGAUGAUAAUUUGACUUUAUCAACACUAUGUCUGACAUUACAAUGUACUGGAGCUAAAUCUCUUGCUGAGACUAUAUUACAGGAGUAUCAAAAGAAUUCCAAAAGGGAAGUGGAGCUUUCUCUACCACAGUAUGUCUGUAUGGCAGUGUAUCAUGCUUGCAGACUGAAGAAGAUUAAAGUUGGAAAGAGUAAAUUUAUAGAGAAGUCAAGGCUUAAGCCGGGGCAGUGGAGUAAGUUAGACACGGAGUGGACAAAGUUCGUCGAUGAAAGAUUUGCCUCUGAGUCAAGUAAAGGUCGACCGCAUACAGAUGUUGCUAUCACUGAUAACAUUACAACGGAUCUUGAUUCAAAUCCGAAAGAGAAACAGUCAGUUGAAACGAAAAAUGAGUCAUAUGAGGAUUGGAAACGUCGUAUGCUCGAAAAAGCUUAUAAAGAAUUGGAGCAACUUGAAAAAGCAAAAGAGAAUAAGGAGAGUUUAAAAGCUGAGGUGAAUUUAAAAUCGCCUAGAAGAACACCGAGGAAAUCACCAAGAAAAACCCCACAGAAGACUCCGCUAAAUUUUUCGCCAAGCAAAAGUCCAAAGAAGGGUGUGAGGCAUCUAUUUCCAACAGAACAAUGGAGUGAACUGAAUUCUUGAGUGUAAAGUGUUGGAACUGGCGAUACAAUGAUCUGAUGAUAAAAUACAUUGUGGCUGUUAUUAAUUAUAUGAUCAAUAUCAAGAUAUAAAAUUUGAUAAAAUAAUUAAAAGUUUUUUAAGGUGAAA
Messenger RNA from Leptidea sinapis, 1307 nucleotides. It is a transcript of the gene Orc6, whose product is annotated as origin recognition complex subunit 6. The record is from RefSeq and is a predicted model, not a curated record. The transcript has 6 exons. Gene Ontology annotation, biological process: DNA replication; DNA replication initiation. Gene Ontology annotation, molecular function: DNA binding. Bases 264 to 1181 code for a protein of 305 amino acids. Lineage: Eukaryota; Metazoa; Arthropoda; Insecta; Lepidoptera; Pieridae. Gene Ontology annotation, cellular component: nuclear origin of replication recognition complex.